Molecule: messenger RNA, 646 nt
Organism: Haliotis rufescens (red abalone)
Lineage: Eukaryota; Metazoa; Mollusca; Gastropoda; Lepetellida; Haliotidae
Exons: 17
Coding region: 28-615 (195 amino acids)
Source: RefSeq, a predicted model, not a curated record
UGAUCUUCCGUUUGAACCACGACUGCCAUGCAAUCACUGGUCCUCUUAGUUCUUGUUCUCGGCGCUGUAGGUGCGGAUGAGACGGAAAACCGACACUCGAUGAUUGAUGGAUUGAUGGAAAAAACUUUUGACGUCCAGACUCCUAGCGAGAUGGUUAAAGUGUUCCGUGAUUAUAAGAUCGGCGACCUCAUAAAACCGUUACAAGGAAUGACUGACUCGGACAUUUCAAUUAUUACUAGAAUCACGAAACCAUGGGGCAUUGUGACAUAUGUUCAAGACCUAAAUCAGGCGGAUCGAAAAACACUUCUUUCACUUGACUUACCAACUAAAAAUGGUACUGUUCGUUCGGAUGAAGAGGAAUUACAAGAAAGCAAGAAAACCCUUAAAGUGCUUCGAGGCUUGGCUACCAAGGACCGUACAAUAAUUCUUGCAGCCUUUGAUCUCACAGAGUUCCUCAGAGUUCUUACCGUAGGAGGAGCCCAAGUCAGCAAGGGUGACCUACUAGGAAUAUUCAAAGGACUGUUAACAGUUUUUGGUGAAGACAACAAACAAGCCCGUCAAGGACUUGUCUUCCGACAGAUAAUAGAGAUGCGAGUUCGAAAGCCAAGGGCAUGAACGUGAAAUAGACAACAGCAGGAUUACAAAG